UUGUCACUUUAUUCGAUUUUGGUGAAGUACUUUAGCAUCAUACAGGCUACCAUCUUCCUUCUUAGCAUUUGUGGGAUCACGUGUUUGUGGUGUCCUCUGUAUUUCAAAUGCCUUAUAUGUCCUUCAAGGAUCAACAAAGCAUUCACUCUUUCUUUCUUUUUCUUCUUUGUUAUGUAAUUAGAAGGGAGAUUUCAUCUGUUGGUGUGGUGAGAAAUUUCGUCUGGGUCUUGCUGUGACACCCGUGAAUCUUACCUGACUGAGCUUAUGUUAUUGGAGAACAUCUACCAGUCAACCAAAGAUACCUAAGAGCCUUAAAUAUCAAACAAAUCUUCUUAGCUGGGCAGAUAUGAACAAGGUUCAUCUUUGCUUCUACAGAAUGCCUCUAGAUGCCUUAUUUUUAACUUACAGUAAACAAAUAUGUUUUGGUAUGUAGAACUAGUAUUUGAAUAGAGGAACUAGAGAUCUGAACCAUGACAAACAAGACCAGUGAGGUUUACUUGUUAGAAAAAACACUGUAUACUUUAUACUGCUGAGACCUAAAUAACAAUGACGCAAGAGUCCUCAUUUGAGGAAAUUAUCUCUCUUGAGGUGAACUUGAUUGCAUAUUAUGAACUUAAUGGUUUCUCAGGUAAUUUCCGCCAGAUCGUUCUAAGUAUUUCCCCACCCCAGUGCAUGCAAGAGCUAUUCUCAUGUACUCUGGUGUCAUCUGUCUCUUCCCCCAUUAAGUAUUUAAGAUGUCUAAUCUGACUUCCUCUCAGUCACACACAGAUACAGACCAACAACACACACACACACACACAAAUCUGCAAACAUGGCUCGGCUGGAUGUUACAGAGACCUUCCAUGGCAUCACCUUCCCUGGACACCUGCAUACUCAGGACAGCCUCCACUAUGCUACUCACUUCAAAUUUCAGGAUACAGACACAUUGAUUGUCACAUACCCCAAAUCAGGAACCACGUGGAUGCAGGAGAUUGUUACUGUGAUGUCAUGCAAAGGAGACGCAGUGAGGGCUCAAACACAGCCUAAUUGGAAUAGGGCUCCCUGGCUGGAGCAGUACUACUGUCCAGAUGUCCUGAACGCUUCGCAAGAAAACCGCAUCCUCACCACACAUCUGCCAUAUAACCUACUAGCAGCUGCCCUCAGUGGCUCCAAAGCCAAGGUCAUAUAUGUAGCAAGAAACCCUAAAGAUGUGGCUGUGUCUUAUUACUACUUCCAUAAGAUGGCCAAGUUCCUGCCAGAGUCAGGCACCUUUUCUGAGUUCCUAAGCGCUUUCCUGGAGGGGACUGUGCACUAUGGUUCCUGGUUUGAUCAUGUGAAAGGUUGGACCAACAAUGCAAGAAAUAUUCAUAACUUCCUCUAUGUCACAUAUGAAGAGAUGUCACGGACUCUGCGUGCCUCUUUGGAGAGAGUGAGUGAAUUCCUGCAGUGCCCCCUUGUGGAGGAGGAGCUAACCAGUACCUUGAAGAGCUGCAGUUUUAGCAGCAUGAAGAAGAACUGCAUGGUGAAUUACUCACUUAUUCCCCAGGAAAUCAUGGACCACAGGAAGAGCAAAUUCAUGAGGAAAGGUAAAAUUGGAGACUGGGUAAACACUUUCUCAGAGGAACAAAGCUGCACCUUUGAUGCCAUCUACACUUCCAGGAUGGCGGACUCCUCUCUGACGUUUGUGUGGUGUAACCCAGAACAGGAGCCAAUGCUGAAGUCAAGGAGAGACCCAGACCACCACCAGGCUCACCACAUCCUGGAACAGACCCUUGCAUAAUGGAUCUCUGUAUGAAUAAUCAUUCCAUGUGUACUUAUGUACUUAUGUCUUGAGUUGCUUACAGGAUGUGAAAUAUUUGAUGUUUGUGCAGAGGAAACAAGGAUUUUAGCUGAAUCAUAAAUGCUUUGUUUGAUUUGGAGGCAUUGAUUUCAUAAAAUGAUUUUACCAUUGUGUGAUAAGCUAGCAAGGUAAGAAGACCUUGUGAAACUUAUGAAUAUCUGUGUAGUAACUAAUCAUCAAUACAUUUUCUUGCAAUGUCA
Molecule: messenger RNA, 2019 nt
Organism: Electrophorus electricus (electric eel)
Lineage: Eukaryota; Metazoa; Chordata; Actinopteri; Gymnotiformes; Gymnotidae
Gene: sult5a1
Product: sulfotransferase family 5A, member 1
Molecular function (GO): sulfotransferase activity
Source: RefSeq, a predicted model, not a curated record